UGGAAAUGGUCACUGAAGGCAGCCUGCAGUUGCUGGGGUUUUGAGUUCUCUGACUCGAUCAAGCCAGCCAGCAGAUGGGGAGGACUGGUGAGGGGCGUGUAGGGGAACUGAGCAGAGGAGCCAAGGAUCAUCUGGAUGAAUUGUCCAUGUUAGUGUACCCCUGGGAGCCCUGGACAGAGUGCAGAGGGCAAGGACGGGCCCACUGACAGCUGAAGCCCCAGUGCUGAGAUGGGGAAUGCAGCUCUCUGCUCGUCCUGCCAUGCGGAUAAGAGUGUCAGAGCCCAAGGCAACAUGCAGGACUUGGACAGAACUCCAGACUACUAUGGCUAUAACAGUGAGGACGUCAAAGAACCUGGGGUACGGUCUGACAGCAAUGCAAGCUUCCUGCGUGCUGCCAGAGCAGGCAACCUGGACAAAGUCGUGGAGUAUCUGAAGGGGGGUAUCGACAUUAAUACCUGCAACCAGAAUGGACUCAACGCUCUCCAUCUGGCUGCCAAGGAGGGCCACGUGGGGCUGGUCCAGGAGCUGCUGGGACGAGGGUCCUCGGUGGAUUCUGCCACUAAGAAAGGAAAUACUGCUCUUCACAUUGCAUCUUUGGCUGGACAAGCAGAAGUUGUCAAAGUUCUUGUUAAGGAAGGAGCCAAUAUUAAUGCACAGUCUCAGAAUGGCUUCACUCCCUUAUACAUGGCUGCUCAGGAGAAUCACAUUGAUGUUGUAAAAUAUUUACUGGAAAAUGGAGCUAAUCAGAGCACUGCUACAGAGGAUGGCUUUACUCCUCUAGCUGUGGCCCUCCAGCAAGGACACAAUCAGGCAGUGGCCAUCCUCUUGGAGAAUGACACCAAAGGCAAAGUAAGGCUGCCAGCUCUGCACAUUGCAGCUAGGAAAGACGACACCAAAUCUGCGGCACUCCUGCUUCAGAAUGACCACAACGCUGACGUCCAAUCCAAGAUGAUGGUGAAUAGGACAACUGAGAGUGGUUUUACUCCUUUGCACAUAGCUGCACACUAUGGAAACGUCAAUGUGGCAACUCUUCUUCUAAACCGGGGAGCUGCUGUGGACUUCACAGCCAGGAAUGGAAUUACUCCUCUGCAUGUGGCUUCCAAAAGGGGAAACACAAACAUGGUGAAGCUCUUACUGGAUCGAGGUGGUCAGAUCGAUGCCAAAACUAGGGAUGGGUUGACACCACUUCACUGUGGUGCAAGAAGUGGGCAUGACCAAGUGGUAGAACUUCUGUUGGAACGAGGUGCUCCCUUGCUGGCAAGGACGAAGAAUGGGCUGUCUCCACUUCACAUGGCUGCACAGGGGGACCAUGUGGAAUGUGUGAAGCAUUUGCUACAGCACAAAGCACCUGUGGAUGAUGUCACUCUUGACUACCUGACGGCCCUCCACGUUGCUGCACACUGUGGCCACUACCGCGUAACCAAACUCCUUCUGGACAAGAGAGCCAACCCCAACGCCAGAGCCCUGAAUGGUUUUACUCCACUGCACAUUGCCUGCAAGAAAAACCGCAUCAAAGUCAUGGAACUGCUGGUGAAAUAUGGGGCUUCAAUCCAAGCUAUAACAGAGUCUGGCCUCACACCAAUACAUGUGGCUGCCUUCAUGGGCCACUUGAACAUUGUCCUCCUUCUGCUGCAGAACGGAGCCUCUCCAGAUGUCACUAACAUUCGUGGGGAGACRGCACUGCACAUGGCAGCCCGGGCAGGGCAGGUGGAAGUGGUCCGAUGCCUCCUGAGAAAUGGUGCCCUUGUCGAUGCCAGAGCCAGGGAGGAACAGACACCUCUACAUAUUGCUUCUCGCCUGGGUAAGACAGAAAUUGUCCAGCUGCUUCUGCAACAUAUGGCUCAUCCAGAUGCGGCCACUACCAAUGGGUACACGCCACUGCACAUCUCUGCCCGGGAAGGCCAGGUGGAUGUGGCAUCUGUCCUCUUGGAGGCAGGGGCAGUACACUCCUUAGCUACCAAGAAGGGUUUUACUCCCCUGCACGUAGCAGCCAAGUAUGGAAGCCUGGAUGUGGCAAAACUUCUCUUGCAACGUCGUGCUGCUGCAGAUUCUGCAGGGAAGAAUGGCCUUACCCCGCUCCAUGUUGCUGCUCACUAUGACAACCAGAAGGUGGCGCUGCUGUUACUGGAGAAGGGUGCUUCCCCUCAUGCCACUGCCAAGAAUGGCUACACCCCUUUACAUAUUGCUGCAAAGAAGAAUCAGAUGCAGAUAGCUUCCACACUCCUCAACUAUGGAGCAGAGACUAACAUUGUGACAAAGCAAGGAGUAACUCCACUCCAUCUGGCCUCACAGGAGGGGCACACGGAUAUGGUCACCUUGCUUCUCGAAAAGGGAGCCAAUAUCCACAUGUCAACCAAGAGUGGACUCACCUCCUUACACCUUGCAGCUCAAGAAGACAAAGUAAAUGUUGCUGAAAUUCUCACCAAGCAUGGGGCUGACCAGGAUGCUCAUACAAAGCUUGGUUACACUCCUUUAAUUGUGGCCUGUCACUAUGGAAAUGUGAAAAUGGUCAACUUUCUCCUGAAGCAGGGAGCAAAUGUUAAUGCAAAAACCAAGAAUGGCUACACACCUUUGCACCAGGCUGCCCAGCAGGGUCACACGCACAUCAUCAAUGUCCUGCUACAGCAUGGAGCCAAGCCCAACGCCACCACUGCGAAUGGUAACACUGCCUUGGCGAUUGCUAAGCGUCUGGGCUACAUCUCCGUGGUCGACACCCUGAAGGUUGUGACCGAGGAGGUCACCACCACCACCACAACCAUCACAGAGAAACACAAGUUAAAUGUUCCUGAAACGAUGACCGAGGUUCUUGACGUUUCUGAUGAAGAAGGGGAUGACACCAUGACAGGUGAUGGGGGAGAAUACCUAAGGCCUGAGGACCUCAAAGAACUGGGUGAUGACUCCCUACCCAGCAGUCAAUUCCUGGACGGCAUGAAUUACCUGCGAUACAGCUUGGAGGGAGGACGAUCUGACAGUACCAUGCCCAGUUCCGACAGGUCUCACACUCUGAGCCAUGCAUCCUACCUGAGGGACAGUGCCAUGAUUGACGACACAGUUGUGAUCCCCAGUCACCAGGUGUCAACCCUAGCCAAGGAGGCAGAAAGGAAUUCUUAUCGUCUAAGCUGGGGCACUGAGAAUUUAGACAACGUGGCUCUUUCUUCCAGCCCUAUUCAUUCAGGCUUCCUGGUUAGUUUUAUGGUGGAUGCCCGAGGUGGCGCCAUGCGAGGAUGCAGACACAAUGGGCUCCGAAUCAUUAUCCCACCUCGGAAAUGUACUGCCCCAACACGAGUCACCUGCCGGCUGGUCAAACGCCACAGAUUGGCGACCAUGCCUCCAAUGGUGGAAGGAGAAGGCCUGGCCAGUCGCCUGAUCGAAGUCGGACCUUCUGGUGCUCAGUUCCUUGGUAAACUUCACCUGCCAACGGCUCCUCCCCCACUUAAUGAGGGAGAAAGUUUGGUCAGCCGCAUCCUUCAGCUGGGGCCUCCUGGAACCAAAUUCCUUGGGCCUGUGAUCGUGGAGAUCCCCCACUUUGCGGCCCUUCGAGGAAAGGAGAGGGAACUGGUGGUCCUGCGCAGUGAGAAUGGGGACAGCUGGAAAGAGCAUUUCUGUGAAUACACCGAAGAUGAACUGAAUGAAAUCCUUAACGGCAUGGAUGAAGUGCUGGAUAGCCCAGAAGACCUAGAGAAGAAGCGAAUCUGCCGCAUCAUCACACGUGACUUCCCCCAGUACUUUGCAGUGGUAUCUCGCAUCAAACAGGACAGCAACCUGAUUGGCCCAGAGGGAGGUGUGCUGAGUAGCACGGUGGUACCCCAGGUGCAGGCUGUCUUCCCAGAGGGAGCACUAACCAAGAGGAUCCGUGUAGGCCUACAGGCUCAACCUAUGCACAGUGAAUUGGUUAAGAAGAUCCUUGGCAACAAAGCUACCUUCAGCCCUAUAGUCACUUUGGAACCUAGAAGAAGAAAAUUCCACAAGCCAAUCACCAUGACCAUUCCUGUCCCCAAAGCUUCAAGUGAUGUCAUGCUGAAUGGUUUUGGGGGAGAUGCACCAACCUUAAGAUUGUUAUGCAGCAUAACAGGUGGAACCACCCCUGCGCAGUGGGAAGACAUUACAGGAACCACACCCCUAACAUUUGUCAAUGAAUGUGUUUCCUUUACAACUAAUGUGUCUGCCAGGUUCUGGCUGAUAGAUUGUCGACAGAUACAGGAAUCCGUUACCUUUGCAUCACAAGUGUACAGGGAAAUUAUCUGUGUACCUUACAUGGCCAAAUUUGUCGUGUUUGCCAAAUCACAUGACCCCAUUGAAGCCAGAUUGAGAUGUUUCUGCAUGACUGAUGAUAAAGUGGAUAAGACCCUUGAACAACAAGAAAACUUCGCUGAAGUGGCCAGAAGCAGGGAUGUGGAGGUAUUAGAAGGAAAGCCCAUCUACGUUGAUUGCUUCGGCAACCUGGUGCCAUUAACCAAGAGUGGCCAACACCACAUAUUCAGUUUUUUUGCCUUUAAAGAAAACAGACUUCCUCUCUUUGUCAAGGUACGUGAUACAACUCAGGAACCUUGCGGACGACUAUCAUUUAUGAAGGAGCCCAAAUCCACAAGAGGCCUGGUGCAUCAAGCUAUUUGUAACUUAAACAUCACCCUGCCGAUUUAUAUGAAGGAGUCAGAGUCAGACCAAGAACAGGAGGAAGAGAUCGAUAUGACAUCUGAAAAAAAUGAUGAGACAGAAUCUACAGAAACAUCUGUCCUGAAAAGUCACCUGGUUAAUGAAGUUCCUGUCCUAGCCAGUCCGGACUUGCUCUCUGAAGUUUCUGAGAUGAAACAAGAUCUGAUCAAAAUGACCGCCAUCUUGACCACAGAUGUGUCUGAUAAGGCAGGUUCUAUUAAAGUGAAGGAGCUGGUGAAGGCUGCGGAGGAAGAGCCAGGAGAGCCCUUUGAAAUUGUGGAAAGAGUCAAAGAGGAUUUAGAGAAAGUGAAUGAAAUCUUGAGAAGCGGAACCUGCUCCAGAGAGGAAAGCAGUGUGCAGAGCUCUGCUCAGUCUGAGAAAGAACUAGUGGAGGAAGGAUGGGUUAUUGUCAGUGAUGAGGAAAUAGAAGAGGCCAGACAAAAAGCACCUUUAGAAAUCACUGAAUAUCCAUGUGUAGAAGUUAGACUAGAGAAAGAGACCAAAGCCCAAGUAGAGAAAGAUGACACUGGGUUAGUGAACUACCUUGUUGAGGACCUCAAUUCCUAUGUGUCUCCUCCUGGAGAGAAGCCACAGACAGGUCACGAUGUGGCCAGGGAGAAAAGUGAGGCUCCCUCUGUUGGCAAAAGCUCGGAGAAAGAAGGGAAGGCUGCACCCGCCGAUGAGAAACAGGGCCUGCAGAAACCGCACAAACCAACCCUGGGAAUAAAGAAGCCUGUGAGAAGGAAAUUAAAAGAAAAGCAGAAACAGAAAGAGGAAAGCAUAAACGCAAGUGAAGACAAAUCAGAAGUUAAAAAAGGUAGUUCGGAAGAGUCACUAGAUGAAGAUGCAGGUCUGGCCCCAGACUCUCUUCCCACUGUGAAGGCCACCUCUCCUCUGAUAGAAGAAACUCCCAUUGGUUCCAUUAAGGAUAAAGUAAAGGCCCUUCAGAAGCGAGUGGAAGAUGAACAGAAAGGUCGAAGCAAGUUGCCCAUCAGAGUCAAAGGCAAAGAGGAUGUGCCCAAGAAGACCACUCACAGGACGCAUCCAACGGCAUCGCCUUCUCUGAAGUCAGAGAGACAUGCCCCAGCGUCUCCCUCCCCUAGAACAGACAGGCACUCUCCCCUGUCCUCCUCUGCGAAAAACGAAAGGCAUCCUCCAGUGUCACCAUCCAGCAAAACCGAGAAACACUCACCUGUGUCACCCUCAGCCAAAACCGAAAGACAUUCACCUGUGUUGUCAUCAGGUAAAACUGAGAAACACUCACCUGUAUCKCCCUCCACAAAAGCUGAAAGGCACUCGCCUGUGUCAUCCACAAAGACAGAAAGACACCCACCUGUUUCUCCUUCCACCAAAACAGACAAGCGUCCACCUGUGUCACCUUCCGGGAGAACYGAGAAACAUCCUCCAGUGUCACCUGGGAGAACGGAAAAACGCUUGCCCGUUUCACCCUCUGGAAGAACAGAGAAGCACCCACCUGUGUCAACCGCUGGGAAAACAGAGAAGCACCUCCCUGUGUCACCUUCUGGGAAAACAGAAAAGCAGCCACCUGUGUCCCCCACCUCAAAAACAGAAAGAAUUGAGGAAACCAUGUCUGUUCGGGAGUUGAUGAAAGCUUUCCAGUCAGGUCAGGACCCAUCUAAACAUAAAACUGGACUCUUUGAACAUAAAUCAGCAAAACAGAAACCCUCCCAAGAGAAAGGUAAAGCUGCUCGAGUAGAAAAAGAAAAGGGGCAGACAGCAACCCUGAAGGAAACACAGAGAACAGAGACUCAGACCAUCAAAAGAGGCCAGAGAUUCCUAGUCACAGGAGCUUCCGAAUCCAGGAGGGGGGUCCGGACCUCCUCGAUGGGAUUUAAGAAGGAGGAUGCAGUUGGAGAAAAGGAGAAAGCACCCAGUCCCAAAACACCGGAACCCGUUCACUCAGCCCCUGAAGAAGAAAGCCAUAGAGAGAGUGAAGUUCCCAAAGAAAAAAUGGUGGAUGAGCAGGGAGACAUGGACCUCCAGAUCAGCCCAGACAGGAAAACCUCCACUGACUUUUCUGAUGUCAUUAAGCAAGAAUUGGAAGACAAUGACAAAUACCAGCAAUUCCGGAUGAGUGAAGGGACCGAAAAGGUGCAGCUUCACUUAGACCAGGUCCUCACUAGCCCUUUCAAUACAACCUUUCCACUAGAUUACAUGAAGGAUGAAUUCCUUCCGGCUCUGUCUCUGCAGAGUGGUGCUUUGGAUGCCAGUUCUGAAAGCCUAAAACAGGAAGGGAUAGCAGGCUCUCCAUGUGGCAGCCUGAUGGAGGGGACCCCUCAGAUUAGUUCAGAAGAGAGCUAUAAGCAUGAGGGCCUAGCAGAGACCCCUGAGACAAGCCCAGAGAGCCUUUCUUUCUCACCAAAGAAAAGUGAGGAGCAGAUUGGGGAAACCCAGGAAACCAAGUUAGACACGCCCCCAGAAACACAUUCAGGAGAAGAACAUCACCCCACCAAAGACAUUACUGAUGGUUCUGAAGAGCAAGGUGCUGCAGUCACUGAGGGCUCAGAGCCCUCUACUGAGUGCUUUCAGAAGGUGACCACCCCAGACCCUUCCAAAGACAUAAGCCCCCAACCAGAAGGCAGCAGCAGUGUAUCGUUAGCAACAGAAACACCCAAGGCAUUGACGGAUGAAAGUCAGCUUACACUUGAUAGUUCAGCUCACAAGACUCCAACUGAUGGUGAGGCUCGGAAAUCUCCAGAUGAGACAAAGUCCUCACCUCUGACUGAUGCAUCUGUAAAGACAGACACAGGAAUUGCAUCGAAGCCUCAGGGAGGCAUUAGAAGUCCCCAAGGGUUGGAACUUGCACUCCCUAGCCGUGACAGUGAGGUCCUCAGCCCAAUGGCUGAUGAAUCAUUAGCAGUCAGCCACAAAGACUCUCUGGAAGCCAGCCCUGUUCUGGAAGAUAACUCCUCACACAAGACUCCCGAUUCUCUGGAGCCAAGUCCUCUGAAAGAAUCCCCCUGUCGGGACUCUCUCGAAAGCAGCCCCGUGGAACCAAAGAUGAAGGCAGGAAUUCUUCCAAGUCACUUUCCUCUUCCUUCAGCUGUCACCAAAACAGAACUCGUUACGGAAGUGGCCUCCAUGAGGUCCCGGUUGCUCCGAGACCCCGACGGCAGUGCUGAAGAUGACAGUCUUGAGCAGACGUCACUCAUGGAGAGCUCAGGGAAGAGCCCUCUUUCUCCUGACACCCCCAGCUCUGAAGAAGUUAGCUAUGAGGUCACACCCAAAGCUGCAGAUACAAGUACACCCAAACCAGCUGUGAUUCAUGAAUGUGCAGAGGAGGAUGACUCAGAAAACGGGGAGAAAAAGAGGUUCACACCUGAAGAGGAAAUGUUCAAAAUGGUAACCAAAAUUAAAAUGUUUGAUGAACUUGAACAAGAAGCCAAGCAGAAAAGGGACUACAAAAAAGAACCCAAACAAGAGGAAUCUUCCUCAUCCUCUGACCCAGAUGCAGACUGCUCAGCAGAUGUGGAUGAACCAAAACAGAUGGAGAACAUGGCAGGUGAAAGCCAUGUCCCCGUGUUGGUGACUUCUGAGAGCAGAAAGGCUUCUUCCUCUUCAGACAGUGAACCUGAAUUGACGCAGCUGAAGAAAGGUGCUGACUCUGGCCUUUUACCAGAACCAGUUAUUCGAGUGCAGCCUCCUUCCCCACUCCCAUCCAGCAUAGACUCCAAUUCUAGUCCAGAAGAGGUGCAGUUCCAGCCUAUAGUUUCCAAACAAUAUACUUUCAAGAUGAAUGAAGAUACUCAGGAAGAGCCAGGUAACUCAGAAGAAGAAAAAGACUGUGAAUCCCCUUUAGCUGAAGACAGUCACCCUUUUUCCACGGAUGAUGCAGAUAGAACUUAUGAUGAUCUAAGCAGAGACACUGAUCAGCCAAAAGUCUGUGAUGGCCAUGGAUGUGAGGCUGUGAGUCCUACCUGCUCAACCACCCCUAUCUCUUCAGGUCUCCAGAAUUCUGCUGGUGAUGAUGUCGAUGAGCAGUUAGUCACCCACAAGGAAUCAUUCGCUCCCCAAGAUACUCAUGAAAAUGACACAGGAGAAGAGCUUGAUGCUCCUGCUGUGAAAUCGCCACAGGGAGAAUGCCCCAGUGAAAACUGUUCUUCUUUGUCCCCUCUGCCUCAUUGUCCCGAAUCUGAAGGAAAGGAAUUAGAUGAUGAUCUAUCCUCCGCAUCUUCCACAACAAAAGUGGAGGUCACAAAAACGGAUGAAACAUUGGAGAAUAUACCAAAGGACUGUUCUACUCAAGAGAACACUAUUACCACUCAAACAGAUAGGUUUCCCAUGGACGUUCCAGUUUCCGACCUAGCUGAGACUGGUGAAAUCUACGAUCCACAUGUCAUAAGCCCUUAUGAAAAUGUUCCUACCCAAUCUUUUUUCUCUAGUGAAGAAAGCAAAACCCAAACAGGCACAAGUCACACCUCAAGUGAUUACUCUUCUGAAGUAUACUCUGUGACUACAUCCUCUGUUGAAGAUGUAUUAGUAACGAGCUCCUCUAGUACAACUGUUUCCAGCAAAGAAUCUAAUCUUGAGGGACAGAACCUAGAAAUCGAAUCUAGGCAAGAAAGUACCUUGUGGGAAAUGCAAUCAGAUAGAGCCUCCUCUUUAGAGCCUGGUGUACCAAGUACACCAGCAGUCAUUAGUGAACAAAUAAGCAAAGUCAUCAUCACAAAAACUGAUGUGGAUUCUGAUUCCUGGAGUGAAAUUCGUGAAGAUGAUGAAGCCUUUGAAGCUCGAGUGAAAGAGGAAGAACAGAAGAUAUUUGGCCUGAUGGUGGACAGACAAUCUCAGGGUACUACCCCUGACACCACUCCUGCUAGGACCCCAACCGAAGAGGGGACCCCAACGAGUGAGCAAAAUCCAUUUCUCUUUCAGGAAGGAAAAUUGUUUGAGAUGACCCGAAGUGGGGCCAUUGAUAUGACCAAAAGGUCCUAUGCGGAUGAAAGUUUUCACUUUUUCCAAAUUGGGCAAGAAUCUGGGGAUGACACUCUCUCUGAAGACAUGAAAGAAGGGGUCACUGGAGCUGAGCCCCAACAGCUGGAGUCAACAGCUGAGUCACUAGCACUUUCAGAAUCAAAGGAAACGGUGGACGAUGAAGGCGAAUUACUUCCAGAUGACUUGAGCGAGGAAGUAGAGGAAAUAUCUGCUUCAGAUACUCACCUUAACUCCCAAAUGGGAAUUUCAGUUUGCAUGGAACCAUCCACAAAAGAGGCCAUUGCUACAGGGGCUGAGGACCUCCCCACCAUGCAAAGGGGUGAUACACCUUCUCUGUCCAAUGUGAAGCAGACACCUUGCUCUGACUCUCCAGAACCAGUUGUACAAGUUCAGUUAGAUUUUUCCACAGUCACCAGGUCCGUAUAUUCAGAUCGGGAUGAUGAUUCCCCCGAUUCUUCCCCGGAGGAACAGAAAUCAGUGAUCGAAAUCCCAACUGCACCCAUGGAGAAUGUGCCUUCCACUGAAAGCAAAUCCAAAAUUCCUGUAAGGACUAUCCCCACUUCAAUCCCAGAGCCUCCAUCUGUAGAGGAUGAGAGUACGUUUUCUGAAGAUGUUCUAUCUAGUCUGGAUGAGGAAAGUAAGGAGGAGGAAGCAAAACCAAAGUCCAAAAUCCCCAUCAAAGCACCCAUCCAAAGAGUGGAGCAGUCGCUCUCACACCUAGGUGCAUCUCUUCAGCAGUCAGUUGCUCCUCAGGGACAGGAUGUGACAAGCAGAGCACCAGAUAACAGAAGCCAAUCMGAAUCUGAUGUUAGUCCAGAGGACUCAAAGACCAAAUGCCCAGUGAAGGCCAGAAGUGAUACUGAGACAGAAACAGAGAGCAGAGAGGGGGCAGAGGAGCUUGAGUUAGAAUCAGAAGAAGGGGCCACAGGACCAAAGAUAUUUGCGUCCCGUUUGCCAGUUAAGAGCAGAAGCACCACAUCAUCCUGCAGGGGGGGCAUGAGCCCCACAAAAGAAAGUAAGGAGCAUUUCUUUGACCUUUACAGGAACUCCAUAGAAUUCUUUGAGGAGAUUAGCGAUGAGGCUUCCAAAUUGGUGGAUAGACUUACACAGUCAGAAAGGGAGCAGGAAUUAGUUUCAGACGAUGAAAGUAGUAGUGCCCUGGAAGUUUCAGUUAUUGAAAAUCUGCCACCUGUUGAGACCGAGCACUCAGUUCCUGAGGACAUCUUUGACACAAGGCCCAUUUGGGAUGAGUCCAUUGAGACUCUGAUUGAACGCAUCCCUGAUGAAAAUGGCCAUGACCAUGCUGAAGAUCCACAGGAUGAGCAGGAACGGAUUGAGGAGAGGCUGGCUUACAUUGCUGAUCAUCUUGGCUUCAGCUGGACAGAACUGGCAAGAGAAUUGGAUUUCACUGAAGAGCAAAUUCAUCAAAUUCGAAUUGAGAACCCCAACUCCCUUCAGGACCAGAGUCAUGCACUGUUGAAGUACUGGCUGGAAAGGGAUGGGAAACAUGCUACUGAUACCAACCUCAUUGAAUGUCUUACCAAGAUCAACCGAAUGGAUAUUGUUCACCUCAUGGAGACCAGCACAGAACCUCUCCAGGAGCGCAUCAGUCAUAGCUAUGCAGAGAUUGAGCAGACCAUUACACUGGACCAUAGUGAAGGUUUCUCAGUACUUCAAGAGGAGCUCUCCGCUGCCCAGCAUAAGCAGUCAGAGGAGCAAGCUCUUUCUAAAGAGAGCGAGUCCAGUGACCACCCUCCCAUCGUCUCUGAGGAAGACAUUUCUGUUGGUUAUUCCACGUUUCAGGAUUCCAUCCCUAAAACUGAGGGAGACAGUGCAACAACAGUACUUUCUCCCCAAACACACAAGGAACAAGUUCAACAAGAUUUCUCAGGGAAAAUGCAAGACCUGCCUGAAGAUAAGCAGGAAUACUUUGUGACCACCCCAGGUACAGAGGGGUCAGAGACUCACACGGCAGAGCCUGGCUCUCCCAGCAAGACUCCUGAGGAGAUUAGUACCCCUCCUGAGGAGGAGAGGCAGUACCUUCAGACCCCAACGUCCAGUGAGCGGGGAGGCUCCCCCAUUGUGCAAGAACCUGAAGAGCUCCCAGAGCCCAGGGAGGAGGGUUCCCCACGGAAGACCAGUCUGGUGAUAGUGGAGUCUGCUGAUGACCAGGCACAGACGGUGGAGAGACUCGAUGGAGAUGCAACUUUUGACAAGGGAGAUGAUAUGCCUGACAUCCCCCCAGAAACAGUCACAGAAGAAGAAUAUAUUGAUGAGCAGGGACACACCGUGGUGAAGAAGGUUACUAGGAAAAUCAUUAGGAGGUAUGUAUCCUCGGAUGGCACAGAGAAAGAAGAGAUUACGAUGCAAGGGAUGCCACAGGAACCUGUCACCAUCCAGGAAGGCGAUGGCUAUUCCAAAGUCAUAAAGCGUGUUGUAUUGAAGAGUGACAUCGAGCAGUCAGAGGUCACUUUGUCUGAACCCAGCAUUUUGUCCAGUGCCUCACAAUUUCAGGCUGAGCCAGUAGAAGGCCGUAGAGUGAGCAAAGUUAUUAAAACAACUAUGGUGCGUGGAGAAAGGAUGGAGAAACAUCUGGGRGAUUCUAGUUUAGCCACUGAUCUUCCUUCAGCCAAAGAUGACUUUGAAGAGGCUUUGAGUUACACAGGUAGCCACAUGAAAGUCCACUUUCCCAGUUUAGUAGAGAAUGAAAUCCUGAAAGAGGAUGGAUCAAUAAUUAAAAGGACAACCAUGAGUAAAGCCAGCACACAGAAGAGGGCUGUGGUGAAGGACCAGCAUGGAAAACGCAUAGACUUGGAGCACCUGGAGGAUGUACCUGAAGCAUUAGAGCAGGAUGACCUCCAGCGCGACCUCCAGCAACUCCUUCGGCAUUUCUGCAAGGAGGACUUGAAGCAAGAGGCCAAAUGAGGGGCUGCCCAAUUCUCAUACCAGAAACCACACAUUCACUCAAUAUGCAACUUCCCAUUUCCUUAGAGGAGUGACCUAUCUGGCCUAAUUGAUGGGAUCCCCAGACAUUUCCACUGUUAGCAAACAUACAGCAUUUUGUUUUAGUUUUCCCCCAUCCUUUUCAACUAUAAGCUAAUUUGUGACCAAAGAUGGCAUCCUUCAUUCUGGAUGCUGUAUCCACUACUUUGUGUGUCUGUGCUAACCUGGGAACUGGCCACCUCCAUUGUUCUUGCUUCUGCCCAAGCUCCGUGAAAAUCCACCGCUCAGAAGAACUUCACCUAUAGACCUCUUCAAGUGACCACGCAGAGGAAUCCUUCCGAGGGAUAUCCAUGUACAAUGUAUAUAGCUGAAAUGCUCAGAUGAACACCAUAUUAAAAUUAAAACCACUGCCUAUCAUAACCACACUGGGCAUCAUGGAAUAAAAGGCCUCUAGAAAACGAACAAUGGUUAAUUAAGAUAUUGCUAACACAAUCGAAUGAUAAUCCAGUUCUACUGCAAAAGAAGCACUUCAGACCUAUCAUGUCCUUAGAACUUGCAGAAUAGCCAUUGCUCCUAGGUAAAGAUGGGUUAAUAAUCUUGAACUAUGCUAAGAAGUUAUGGCUGGUGCUGGCCAGCAUACUUUGUGACUCUCCAACACCAUACUGAGGGAGGGGAAGGAGGGAGCAAAAAGGUGAAGAGAUUCAAACAAUGAGGUAUUCGGUUGCUAGAAGCUACAUCCCGUGGCCUUCUAGCAUCAUCAGGUCUUGUAGAUUUUGAACACGUUGGCAGGGUAUUUUAAAAGCUAUAACUACUGUAGUUUUCCAGUUUUCAUUGCUGCUUUAGCAAACCACGCUGUCUUACUGGUGGUACUUUCUUCUGGCCACUGCACUGUAGAUACUCCAUUGGAAACAAGAUUUACCCACUACACAAAAGAUUAAAACUCCUUCACCAUGUUGGAGUGGUUUCUUUUUUUUUUUUUUUUCAUUUUUUUUCCUCCAGAUUUAUAUCUUCUCUAAUACCUGCAUGUGGCAUUGAAAAAAAAUCAAAACCACAGUCAAAAACCCCUCUUCUAAUCACAUUAAUGGUUUUUYGUUCCUUUUGCCCUGAGUGAGCACUUUCCAUUGUCCAGCUAGGUCUGUUUUUCAGCUUGCAGACAAAAUUGAGAAAUCCUUUGAAAAUUUGGUUUUGGUUAAAAUUUUUCGGUUUAUUUAUUUGAAAUCCAAACUCCCUUGGAAACUCUUAAGUGCAUUUGUGCACUUUACUAUUUGUUUGUUUCAAAGAAGGGACUGUAACAACCUGAGUGAUUUCCAUGUCCUCUUUCUUAUUCCUCUAGUGGUUGAAGCUGUGUAGCAUUUUAACAUAUAUAUAUAUUCACAAAUAUAUUCAUAUAAACAGUAUACAUUUUGAAUCAGUUAUUUGUUAAAGAAAAGUAUAUUCAAUGAAGAUGAAAUUUWAAAAAAGAGAAAAAAAAAAAGAGUCUAUCCUCCAGGGAUCGAGCUUUCUCCAAUUCUAUCUGGUCUUUUCCUGUUGUGCAAAAAAAUGACUCAUUGCUCCAAAUGUCAAAAACAAAUGCGACAAACAAUGGCACUUCAUCAUUUAUAGUACRUUGCCAAAAGAGAAAAUUUCCUGGGAGGGAGGUUUCCCAUAAGCCAAAUCUCCUAAGCCUCAAAUACUAGCACUUUUUGGCAGUUGGAUAGGAAAUACAAGCAUUCUUUGGCAGCCAAAAGGAGAAAGGCCUGUGGCGAAACUUUUUGAGACACGCCAUGGCCUUCUUGUCAAAAACCUUCA
Urocitellus parryii (Arctic ground squirrel) is the source of this 14337-nucleotide messenger RNA. The record is from RefSeq and is a predicted model, not a curated record. Lineage: Eukaryota; Metazoa; Chordata; Mammalia; Rodentia; Sciuridae.